GGCAUUACUGUUUCUUGGUGUGCAUGAAAACAACGCAAGCAGUUGAGAAAAUUGCUAAGAAGUGUGUUCCGGGGAUGCUCUAGGAGGAGACUGAAUGCCGAGGCGAGUUCCAGUCCAAAGGUGUUUGAUUUACCCAGAAGAAAGUGAACAUCAUGGAUCAGAACAACAGCCUGCCACCUUAUGCUCAGGGCCUGGCCUCCCCUCAGGGUGCCAUGACUCCUGGAAUCCCUAUCUUCAGUCCAAUGAUGCCCUAUGGCACAGGACUGACUCCACAGCCUAUUCAGAAUACCAACAGUCUGUCAAUCUUGGAGGAGCAGCAAAGGCAGCAGCAGCAGCAGCAGCAGGCACAAGCACAGCAGCAGGCGCAGCAGCAGCAGGCGCAGCAGCAGGCGCAGCAGCAGCAGCAGCAGCAGCAGGCGGUGGCGGCAGUUCAGCAGUCAGCAUCCCAGCAGGCAACACAGGGGGCCUCGGGCCAGACACCACAGCUCUUCCACUCACAGACUCUUACCACUGCACCUUUGCCAGGCACCACUCCCCUGUAUCCCUCCCCCAUGACCCCCAUGACCCCUAUUACCCCUGCCACGCCAGCCUCUGAGAGCUCUGGGAUCGUGCCACAGCUGCAAAAUAUUGUAUCUACAGUGAAUCUUGGCUGUAAGCUUGACCUAAAGACCAUUGCACUUCGUGCCCGAAAUGCUGAAUAUAACCCCAAGCGGUUCGCUGCUGUAAUCAUGAGAAUAAGAGAGCCCCGAACCACUGCACUAAUAUUCAGUUCUGGGAAAAUGGUGUGCACAGGAGCCAAGAGUGAAGAACAGUCCCGACUAGCAGCAAGAAAAUAUGCCAGAGUUGUACAGAAGUUAGGUUUUCCAGCAAAGUUUUUGGACUUCAAGAUUCAGAACAUGGUGGGGAGCUGUGACGUGAAAUUCCCCAUAAGGUUAGAAGGCCUUGUGUUGACCCACCAACAAUUUAGUAGUUACGAGCCAGAGUUAUUUCCUGGUUUAAUCUACAGAAUGAUCAAACCCAGAAUUGUUCUUCUUAUUUUUGUUUCUGGAAAAGUUGUAUUAACAGGUGCUAAAGUCAGAGCAGAAAUUUAUGAAGCAUUUGAAAAUAUCUACCCUAUUCUAAAGGGUUUCAGGAAGACGACAUAAUGGCUGUUAUGUACUCCUGCCUUCGCACCCACUUUUUUUUUUUUUUAAAACAAACAAAUCAGUUUUGGUACAUUUAAACGGUGGUGGUGUGGAGGGUUCCAGCUUGGUGAGAAGAUGGACGUUCUGUGGGUUGCAGCACCAGGUGAGGUUCUGUGGCGUGCAUUCCCCGUGGGGAUGCUGGGAAGUGGUAUUCUGCGCAGAGAACACUGCAGCGUCAUGUGAGUUGCUCAUACUGUGCUGCUGUUUGGGCUGUGCUGCCUGUUUAUUUAUACUUAGAUUUUAAACACAUACUGCUGUUGACAAGUUGGUAUGAGGUACAGAACUUCAAAUGUUAAAGCCACCUCUGCAGUUGAUUGGACUUUUUCUUUUAGUUUCUUCCCCAUAAACCAGUUUUUAUAUUUCUACCAGAAAAGUAAAAAUCUUUUUUAAAAGUGUUGUUUUUCUAAUUCGUGACUCCUAGGGUUAUUUUUGUGCCAGACACAUUCCGCCUUUUCAGUAUUGCAGGACAGAGUAGAUGUAUUACAGAAAAUGAAUGGCUGUACAUAUUUUUCUUCCUUCAGAGUCUCUGUACAAUAAAUGCUGUUUAUAAAAGUGUUAGAUUGAUGUUAUGAUACCUUGUAAGAUUCAUGUGAUCAUACUCUUAAAGUUUAUAUUUUAGAUAUAAGAUAUAAUUGUCUGAAACCAUUUCAGUGUGUGCUUGUUUGCUUACUUGUUUGUUUCAGUCAACAUUUCAUUGUAUGUUGCAGUUUUAAUGGAGGAACUACCUGAAAAUUUAAGGUUUGUCACGAAACAUGUAUUUAUUAUGUCCAUAUAUUGACCACUUCCUGUUUCCCAGAUAUAUUGCCUACAAUUCUCACAAAACCUGUAAUUAGGUUUUGUCCUCCUCCUUAGGUGAGAAAACUCUGGCCUCAGCUGAGGGAUGAGGUAUUUGCCCCAGGUUACCUAGCCAGUGAGUGACAAAAUCAGGCUCCUUCAGUAUUAAGUAUUAAUACUUCAGUAUUAAAGCUGGGGUAUGUGUACAGCCUAGUGAGGUGUUUGGUUUUUUUCUCAAGUUUAUUAACUGGAAACUUGUAAGUUCUUGGGUUUUAUUGUUGGAGUUAAUUGUAAGUGUAUUUUCAAGCAGUUCGGAGGCACAUUAUGAGAAUGGAAAGGGUCUUCUGUUUACUACUCGGGUAUCUCCCAAGCCCCCUCCUGUACAGAUUCUUUCCUUUUGGGGGUGCUUUUGAUCCCAUAUUUAGAAAAUACUAAAGCAUAUGUUCAGUUGUAUAGCUUCACUUUUUUUUCAGUCACUAUGUCAUAACCAUAUUUCCAUGACAUGGAGUCCAAUGGCAUCACAAAUAUAUGGCAUCUCUUAUGUACCUUUAUGUAUUUACCUGUUUCCUUAACUACGGUCAUUGACAUUAGUAGCAGUGUUCCACCAUCAUCAACAGUGCUGUAGGAAACACCCUUACAUGCUUGUUUCUGGUGAAGUGCAUACAUUUCUGUAGUGAACGUGCCUGGGAGAGGAAUCCUCCAGAGAGGACAGUGUGUGAGGUACUGUGUUCUUGUAUUCCUGAACAGCAGUGAUAUCAGUAAUGGUAAAGAUCAUUUGGAAAGACAUCUAUCCGGGAAAGAAAUCUCUUUCCACAUGUAGGUCUCUUAGAUUCUUCAGUAAAGUUUUAUAAUUGUUUCAUAUAGGGCUCUUGCAUUUCAGAAAACUUAAUUCCUAAGUAUUCUCUGGUUCCUGUUAUAAUAAUUAAGUUUUCAUUACAUUUUAAUUCUUAUUGACAGAUCUUAUUCCUAAUCACUCUUCUGAAUUCUGAAACUUCUGUGACACACUGCAGAGAGCCUUACAAAUAUGUCCAGCACAGUGUAUUACUCAGACACCCCUGCAGCCACCUCCCAGAACCUUGCCUUUGUCCGAGGAACCCCUUCUUCUGCUCCUGCCCAGCCACAACACCAUGUACCAAUAGACAUUAUCUUGAAUUUUAUAGUCAUUACCUAAACUACUAAUAUAGGGUAGUCUUCCAUUAAAAAAAAAUUUUAUGUU
This is a messenger RNA of Hyaena hyaena (striped hyena), 3174 nucleotides long. It is a transcript of the gene TBP, whose product is annotated as TATA-box binding protein. Bases 153 to 1145 code for a protein of 330 amino acids. Gene Ontology annotation, biological process: DNA-templated transcription initiation. The record is from RefSeq and is a predicted model, not a curated record. NCBI's taxonomy places the organism in Eukaryota, Metazoa, Chordata, Mammalia, Carnivora, Hyaenidae. The transcript has 7 exons. Gene Ontology annotation, molecular function: DNA binding; RNA polymerase II general transcription initiation factor activity.